Cajanus cajan (pigeon pea) is the source of this 790-nucleotide messenger RNA. RefSeq names its product sm-like protein LSM3A. Gene Ontology annotation, biological process: mRNA splicing, via spliceosome. The record is from RefSeq and is a predicted model, not a curated record. Lineage: Eukaryota; Viridiplantae; Streptophyta; Magnoliopsida; Fabales; Fabaceae. Gene Ontology annotation, molecular function: RNA binding.
GAGAGGGUUAAGACGAAAAAAACUUGAAAUACCUCAAGAAAAGAACUACUGAAACAAAGAAACACAGAAAGAGUGAAAAAAAAAGGGUUUACAAGUAGUGAAGUGAUUAAUGGCUACAGAGGAAGAGAGCGCCGUGAAGGAGCCUUUGGAUCUCAUUAGGUUGAGCCUCGACGAACGUAUCUACGUCAAACUCCGUUCUGACAGAGAGCUUCGUGGCAAACUUCACGCUUAUGAUCAGCAUCUUAAUAUGAUUCUUGGUGAUGUUGAAGAAAUCGUUACUACUGUGGAAAUUGAUGAUGAGACAUAUGAAGAAAUUGUGAGGACUACCAAGCGGACAGUUCCUUUCCUGUUUGUCAGGGGAGAUGGGGUGAUAUUGGUUUCCCCACCACUGAGGACUGCCUAACAUGGACCAAUGAACUAUGUGAUCUUUUUAAUAACAUGUGUCACUGUUUAUGAAAUUGUAUAACAUAAGUAGUGAUCUAAUUUCUUAUGGUUAGAUUAGUUACUUAAUUGGCCUUUGUGUGUUGACAGUCAGUUUUCAUUUAUGUUUAUAGCAUGAGAGAAUCAUGGCAAUGGCAUGCACAUAAACAAGGAUUUUGGCUGUAGUUUGGAGCUGACGUUAUAUAUCAGUGGCUCCAUAAAGUAGACCAUCAUUUCCUGAUUUGAUGUCUCUCCUUCAUGUUUUUAUUUACUUUUAGUUCCAAUAGAAGAUAUGUGAACUGGAAUGAUAUUUGAUGUUGGGUGUAUUUUCAUUUGACAUAUGAAGCUUGCAUUAGAUACAGUUUUUAAA